This is a messenger RNA of Perca fluviatilis (European perch), 3104 nucleotides long. RefSeq names its product ectonucleotide pyrophosphatase/phosphodiesterase family member 2-like. NCBI's taxonomy places the organism in Eukaryota, Metazoa, Chordata, Actinopteri, Perciformes, Percidae. The record is from RefSeq and is a predicted model, not a curated record. Gene Ontology annotation, molecular function: polysaccharide binding; nucleic acid binding; alkylglycerophosphoethanolamine phosphodiesterase activity. Bases 41 to 2608 code for a protein of 855 amino acids. Gene Ontology annotation, biological process: immune response; phosphatidylcholine catabolic process. The transcript has 25 exons.
UUUUAAGGGGAAUGCUAAAAGUGGAUUCACUGUUUGGAACAUGCAAUUGGAAAAUUUGGUAGUGGUUGCGUUCUGUCUUUGGGGUACUGAUGUCAGCAGAGCUUAUGUUUUCCAAGCCAGUAGACCUGGAGAGGGAGGAGACAACCCUCCAGCUCACACUAAAGUGGUCUCAGAGUGGGUCAGCUCAGCGGGCUCCUGCAAGGGCCGCUGCUUUGAGCUGGAGGAGGCCAAACCUCCGGGAUGCAGAUGUGACAAUCUGUGUAAGACCUACUACAGCUGCUGCUUUGACUUCGACGAUCACUGUCUGAAAACAGCGGGAGGCUUCGAGUGCACGCAGGAUCGCUGUGGGGAGGAGAGGAAUGACAGCCACGCCUGCCACUGCUCGGACGACUGCCUGGAGAGAGGGGACUGCUGCUCCAACUUUAAGUCACUCUGCAAUGGUGAGACUUCGUGGGUGCACGGCGGCUGCGAGGAGAUCAAGAGCGCCGAAUGUCCCGCAGGCUUCAUCCGUCCUCCCCUCAUCAUGCUGUCUGUCGACGGGUUCAGAGCCUCCUACCUGAAGAAGGGCAACUCUGUCACCCCCAACAUACAUAAACUCAGCGAGUGUGGCACGUCGGCACCCUACAUGCGUCCGGUCUACCCAUCAAAGACCUUCCCAAAUUUAUACACCCUAGCCACGGGUCUGUACCCAGAGUCUCAUGGGAUUGUGGGGAACACCAUGCACGACCCGGUGUUCAAUGCCACCUUCAGCCUGCGCAGCAGAGAGAAACUGAACCACCGCUGGUGGGGCGGGCAGCCUAUCUGGAUCACAGCAGAGGAACAAGGAGUGAAAGCAGCUAGUUUCUUCUGGCCUUGGGUGAUUCCUCUGGAGCGGAGGAUUUUGACCAUCCUGCGCUGGCUGCAUCUGCCUGAUGAUGAAAGGCCUUACGUUUACGCCGUCCACUCGGAGCAGCCCGAUACCUUCGGGCACCGACUGGGACCGCUCAGCAGCGAGCUGGAUAACCCACUGAGGGAGAUCGAUAACAUCAUUGGUCAGUUGAUGAACGGUCUGAAGCAGAUGGACCUGCAUCGCUGCGUCAAUGUCAUCAUCGUAGGAGACCACGGUAUGGAGGAGGCCCACUGUGAUCGCACCGAGUUUCUCAGCAGCUACCCGCUCAACAUAGAAGAGAUCGCGCUGAUCCCCGGCUCGCUGGGCAGAAUACGACCCCGGGACCCCAAAUCCCCCACGUAUGACCCCAGCGUUGUGGUCGCGAACCUCACUUGUAAAAUGGCGUCCCAGCACUUCAAGCCGUACCUGAAGCAGCAUUUACCCAAGAGGCUUCACUACGCCAACAACCGCAGGAUCGAGGACGUCCACCUGCUGAUGGAGAGGAAGUGGCACAUCGCCAGGAAAAUGCCAGAAAAACUGAGGACUCGGUGUGGUUUCAACGGGGACCACGGCUUUGACAACAAGAUAACCAGCAUGAGGGUACUUUUUGGGGGCGGGGGCCCGAGCUUCAAGUUCCAGACCAGAGUGCCAGAGUUUGAAAAUAUAGAGUUAUACAACGUCAUGUGUGACUUGUUGGGGUUGAAGCCGGCUCCUAACAACGGGACCUACGGCAGCUUGAACGACAUGCUGCGGCACCCUCCGUACCAACCCAGCACGCCAGAGGAAGUGACCCCGCCGUCGCCGGCGUCCAACUCCGACGCUGUGACCCACGACCUGGGCUGCAGCUGCGACGACGAGAACAAAGUGGAGGAGGUCAUCGAAGCCUUCAGUCCUGCACCAGACGGACUCUACAGUUACAACACCACCCACCUCCCGUUUGGUCGUCCGGCCGUGAUGUUUGACACCCAGUACAGUCUCCUUCACCACGUGGAGUUCAUCAGCGGCUACAGCAAGGAGCUGGCCAUGCCUCUGUGGACAGCAUACACGCUGUCUCGACAGGAGGACAUGACUCCCGUUCCCGAGGUCUCGCCCCCCGGCGUUCAGUGUGUCCGGGUCGACCCCCGAGUGUCGGCCGAUCACAGUCAGAGCUGCACCGCCUACAGCCAGAACAACCAGCUCACCUACGGCUUCCUCUUCCAUCCAGAGCUGGCAUCGUCUCCCGAGUCCAGAUACGACGCUUCGCUCAUCACCAACAUCGUCCCCAUGUACCCGGCCUUCAAGAGAAUGUGGAGUUACCUGCAGGGGACGCUGCUGAGGCGUUACGCAGAGGAAAACAACGGCGUCAACGUCCUCUCAGGACCCAUCUUCGAUUACAACUACGACGGCCUCCGGGACACCACAGAGGAGAUAAAAGAGUUCUCGGCCGACGCCCCACCCGUCCCCUCCCACUUCUACACGGUGGUGACGAGCUGCCAGGAGCUGAACCAGACGGUGGAGGAGUGUGACGGCCCACUCAGGGUCUUUUCCUAUCUGCUUCCACACAGACCGGACAACAGUGAGGCCUGCAACAGCGUGGAGGACGAGUCGCAGUGGGUGGAGGACCUGCUGAAGCUCCACACGGCCCGAGUGCGAGACGUGGAGAUCCUGACGGGCCUGGACCUCUACCGGUCCACCAACCUCACCUCCACCAGCACGCUGAGCCUCAAAACCUACCUGCACACCUUCGAGAGUGACGACUAGACGCGCAGGGAGACAGACGCACACACAGAACAGGAUGUAGCCCCCUUUUGUAGAAAAGUCCCGCGUUAUUUGUUACUGCAUGCUCGCUGGACAGCCGGCGCAUCGUUGUUCCACUCCUGAGGAACUGCCCCAGAAGUGCUUGCAAAAAAAGGGAACGCAUUUUUCGUAAAAUUGAAAAGAUUAAAAGAAUGGCUUGGCAAGCAGUAGUUUGGAAGAUUACAACAGGAACAUGCAAUACUAUCACUAAAUAAAAUCUAGGAAGGAAUAAGCUAGCACAGGGACUUUCUCGACAGCUGCCACCACCCAAUCCAGUUCAUACAGUACAGGACAUCAUCAUGCACACAUAAAGGACUAUAUUGGGCUUUUAGUUCCAUAACUAUAAACAAUGUAUACUUUAUAUUCCUACUGCCCAUCCGUUGCAUGCUGUAGAUUUGAAACAUUUUUGAAUGUGUCUUUUCCUACUCAUAAAAGACUCUUGAACCUUGCAUCACUUGUA